GAGCGAGACGGAUAGAACUAGGGUCGCACAUUUCCAAUCUAUCUAUUUAUCAUUUUAUUUUAUUUUGUUCCCCCUCUUUUCUUUCACACCUCUCCUUCCUCCCCCCUGUCUGCAUUCAAAACACACGAAGCAAACACCAUUAACCACCUAUUAUUUUAUUUUAUUUUACGUUGGUUAAAGUAAACCCUAAACCCUAACCGCCACAUUGCUCUCACUUCAAUGCCCUUCCCUUUCGUGUAAAAUUUAUUCCGUAAAUGCUAGAGGAAAUGUGGUGAUUGCUUCGGUGGAUACCGCGCUUUUUUUUUGUUUAUUUUAAUCAAAUGGCGGAAUAUGUGGCUUCACCGUCAUGCAUCAAGCUGCAUUUGCACCCAAGUUUUCUUAGGCAGAGAGGAUUUGUGAAUCGGAAUUCCAAUUUCAGGACGCCGCCAAGCAAGUUUUCCUAUGGGAGCUGUAAAGUAUUAUGGCUUUCAACAUGGAGAAAAUGGAAGGUUGAUAAUCCAUUUUUCUCAAAUCUGAAAGUAAGUCCCUGCUUCAUGGAAACUCCCUUGAGGUCUACUAGCGUGUGGUCAUUUGUGGAUUCUGAUAGUAUAACAGCCUCUGAUUGGAUAACUUUCGGGGAUCAAUUACUCUUGAUGACUGGUAUAUUUCUCACGUAUGUGGCUGGAGUAGUUCCUGUCCAAAAGUCCAGUUCCACAUCUCCAAAAAGCAUAGCUGACAAUGAUGCCUUUCCCCAAGGUUCAACCUCUUCUGGGAGUGCCAGGAGAAACAGUGAUCAAAAUGAUUUGAAGCCUGUCUGGGAUGUAGUAAGAGGAAAACUUUUAGAUUCUCUAGAUGUUAUUGAAAGUGAGAAUGAUUUCAGAAAUGUGGUCUUUGAUGAGCAGCAACGUGCAAAGCGACCCUUGAGUUUGUACGCUUUAUCUGAAGGUCCAAAGAUAAGAUUGCUUUGGGCUUCUCUUCAGCAACUUGAGGAAGAGGUAAAAAACAAUGUUGUUACUUCUGAUACCGGCAAUAUAGAUGAUUGGUUGAUAGCCUUUUCCAGAAUUAUUCAAAAUUCCUGUAAGCCAGCAUGCUUUGCUUGGCUGAAAAAGGAACUUGGACUUCAAACCAAUAAUAUGGAACUUGUUUCUUUGAUAACUGAGAAGUUAAAUGGAGACAACACAGUUUUACAAAAUAUUACAAAGUCUGGGAAGAAAAACCUGUAUGCAGAAUUGUUGUAUUUUCUUAGAUUUGGUUCUCUAAGGAAAGGUUGUUGUUACGACCAAAGCUUGUUUACUUUAUAUGGGGAUUCCAUAUUGGAAGAUCUGGUGAUAACUAUAGCAGAUGGGAUAGCAAGCACUUAUUUGGACCUUAUUUCUGUUGAUGGCAAUUUGUCUGAUGAAGUGAAUGAUCUGGGUUUAGCCAUCUGUAAUUUAUCUACUCGUGCACUCCAAAGGUUGCGUAAUGAGGUGGCUUUAAACCAGUGGUUGUAUCAAAAUCUGGAGGCUAUUGUAUCAAUGUAUGAGGAUCGCUUUGACCUCUACACACUUAAGAGCCAACUCAUUGAGGAAAAAAGUAGUGAUUAUGCUGAAACUUCUAGUUGGUGGAAGAAGCUUAUGCUAAGAGAAAACGAAAGUGUGCUUACUUCAUUGCAAUAUGUUGUGAUAAGCCAUUUCUCUAUGUCUGUAAAACGCACCAAGGAAUUAAGAGCCUUGAUAGGGUGGAGAUACUAUUUCAGCUUGUUCCUCGAGUUCUCUGACAUUAGCUUGCCUAUGGUUAGAGUUGUCAUCGACAAAGUUAGCAAUGCAAUCUCAUUUUUUCUAGUUUGCUUGAUUGGGAGGUCAUUAGGACUCAUAUAUACGGGAAUUAGGCAGUCCCUCAGAUGGAAGUGAGAUGUAAACGGAAAUGGUGGGAGCACAGGCAUGUGGAAGUGACUGGCACAGAGACUAAUGCUUUUGAAAAGAUGGGCAAAAGUAAAAAUGUACAUUUCAGAAGAUAAUUUCUCUCUCUUUGUGCCCUACCAUCACUUCCCAUUAUACAUUAGUGAAUUCAUGGUGUCGAGUUCACAAUCUGAAACUCUGAAUUAAGCUUUCCCUGGUAAGGAGAUCUGUUACUGAGAAAAACUACGGUUAAUGAGAUUAGGGCCGAGAGCUGUACUUGCUCAAUCAAGAUGAACACAUAUUUGUUCUAGGUUUUUACUGGUUGGAAACGAGAGCCUUUUUAUUUUACCCUUACUAUUGUAUAAUCUUAAUUAUAUCCAUGCAACCUUUUUGUGAACUAGCAUUGAACAACCAUGAAAUAUUAUGAAAUUAGUGAGGAUUGCUGUCUGAGAA
This is a messenger RNA of Gossypium arboreum, 2309 nucleotides long. RefSeq lists its product as uncharacterized. The coding region runs from base 321 to 1868 and encodes 515 amino acids. NCBI's taxonomy places the organism in Eukaryota, Viridiplantae, Streptophyta, Magnoliopsida, Malvales, Malvaceae. The transcript is spliced from 9 exons. The record is from RefSeq and is a predicted model, not a curated record.